Messenger RNA from Cooperia oncophora, 234 nucleotides. NCBI's taxonomy places the organism in Eukaryota, Metazoa, Nematoda, Chromadorea, Rhabditida, Trichostrongylidae. The record is from the annotation of a GenBank genome assembly.
AUGCCGGCAAAAGGCGUUGCGAUUCUUUCGCAGGUAGCCGACACAUGUGCCGAUAUUGCGGAACUCGACAGGUAUGACUCGCUAGUGCAACUUGCAUUUGCCCAUAAUUCUUAUGUGACUCAAUUAGAGUCAAUGGGUUACCGGGUAGGAUACGUGAUGGCAGAACGGGUUUCCAGAGACGCGCCAAAGCUGCUGACUGAGCUGGAGGUAGAGCCGAGUAAUUUUUGUACGUAA